CUGCCCAACCCCCAACCAUCAGUACCUUGUCCUUCCCUUCAUCGACAACACCUCUAUCCGAAAUUGCGGGGAAGGUUGCUGGGCGGAGAACCCCAGCGAAAGCGCAGUGCAACCAAGUCGACUCACUCUCCGUCGCCAGGUCAACGCUCGUACUCAUCUGGCACGGAUCGUCUCCGAGUUCAAAUCAAUUGAAGCGGUCACUCCUUGUCAGACCAUCCAUACGCCAAAAGCCAAAGACGAGCACGCCAACAGUUACAAAUCAAUCGCGAGCGGAACUUAUUCGAGCGAGGUGCCGCCAGGCUCUGGGGCAGCAUGUCAACGCCAUCCAAGCGCCGGUUAAUCCGAGAUUUCAAGCGGCUCAGCAAUGACCCGCCUGGGGGCAUCAGUGGCGCGCCAUGCCCGGACAAUCUGAUGAUCUGGAAUGCGGUCAUCUUUGGGCCAGCCGACACGCCAUUCGAAGACGGCACCUUCAAACUCCUGCUGACAUUCGAUGAGUCGUACCCGAAUAAGCCGCCGACGGUCAAGUUCCUCAGCCGCAUGUUCCACCCGAACGUCUAUGCCAACGGGGAGCUGUGCUUGGAUAUCCUCCAGAAUCGCUGGAGCCCGACAUACGAUGUCGCGGCGAUCCUGACGAGUAUCCAGAGUCUGCUGCACGAUCCGAAUCCGAACAGCCCAGCAAACGCAGAAGCAGCGUCUCUCUAUCGCGAGAACAUGAAGGAGUACGUCCGCCGCGUCAAGGCGACGGUCGAAGAAAGUUGGAUGGACGACGAGGCGCUCGUGCAAGACAUGAAGGCCGAGGUCGAGAAUGAAGAUGAGGGGCAGGAAGAUGAUGACGCAGGGGCACGCGCGGCACCGGCUGCUAUGCAGGGUCUAGCGACAGGCAGCGGCAGCAGCAGCUCAGGGGCGCCUCCACAGGAAGAUGACAGCGCAAGCGAUGGUAAGCGGCUUGGAGGGAGCGGAGGUGGGACCGCUGGCGGCGGCUCGCAAAUGGAUACAGCUUGAGUUAAAGGAGGCCGAGGGAAAGAGACUGCCGUAUUCCUGCCUUGAAGGUUCACAAGCGUUUGCUAGAAGCUUGGGACUCGCCAAGAACCCCUCUUAGCACAGCUGUAAAGCUUGUCUCUUUCGCCGCUCGGGGGCUGCGUCGCUUCUCUUACCGCAGUCCAGCAUUCACUCAGGAAUGCACCACGAGAGCAGAGGUGAUGCGCUCGCCUUUCUCACAUACAUUCACGACCCGACGCACACAGACACACGCACACAAACGUCACUGUUGUAUCGUACGCUCUUGUCACCCUUUCCUGUACGUACCACUAGAAUCUGAAAGUUUCCAUCUAAC
This is a messenger RNA of Tilletiaria anomala UBC 951, 1333 nucleotides long. RefSeq lists its product as uncharacterized. The coding region runs from base 313 to 1002 and encodes 229 amino acids. The transcript has 4 exons. Gene Ontology annotation, biological process: proteasome-mediated ubiquitin-dependent protein catabolic process; DNA repair; protein polyubiquitination. The record is from RefSeq and is a predicted model, not a curated record. Gene Ontology annotation, molecular function: ubiquitin conjugating enzyme activity. NCBI's taxonomy places the organism in Eukaryota, Fungi, Basidiomycota, Exobasidiomycetes, Georgefischeriales, Tilletiariaceae. Gene Ontology annotation, cellular component: HULC complex.